AUGGAUAAGGUUACCUUGAAGCCCUAGUUUCAUGCUUCCUGACCUCUACCCCUGAAAGGCCACAAACAAAUUGGGCAAAAUUUUCAAGCUGUAAGUGCUUUUUCCACUGCCUGGACUUUUUGUUUUCUUUUUGUGGUUUGCUGUCCCAUUUGGAACUACAUGACUUCAAACCAAUUUCAGGUGUUAAAAGACAGAAUGCUGUGAAUGUUGCAUGAGACAUUUCUGCUUUAAAGAAAUUGAACCUCAAGUACUGGAGACAAGUGUCUAUUAUAGUAAAAAAACAGGACUGAUCUUUUGCAGUGGAAGGAUUCCUGCAGGCCAAGAACAUCGCUUAUUACAUGACACGAAGAGGAUUAGUAGAGAUAAGAGGAACCUAAUAUUUUUUUCUCCCUAAAGAUAUUUCAUCCCCAAAGGAAAUACACUUCAAAUAAACACCUUACAACACCAUGACUGAAAUCACUGCUGAAGUCCGGCCCUCUGCAACCACCACCACUGUGAUGGACAAUAAAAAUGGAAGCAUCCUGCAUUCAUCUGCCAAGGGGCCCAGGAAGUCUGUGACUGAAGACUUGGUCUCGACAUUCAGCUCCCCAACAGCGUGGAUUCUGGUCAUUGCUUUGAUUGUCACCUGGUCAGCUGUUGCUGUUGUCAUGUUUGACUUGGUGGAUUACAGGGGAUACAUUGCCUCCAAUACACAAUACUGUGAUGACCCCUGUUUACCACCUGGAUCACAUCAUCAUGGUUUCAGCAAAACAUUGCAGGGAGCAGAGAGCCCUAGAGGAGGCAUACAUGAGUUCAGCUCCGAUCCCAUGAAAGUCAUAGACGAAGUGGUGGAAGAGUCCACUGACUGGAUUCACGGGGUUGUGUCCAUGCUUUCUGACAUGAUUUCACCAGACGAUGAUGAUGAUGAUGAUGAUGAUGAAAAAGGUGACACGGAACAUCCACUGAAGAGGAAAGCUCACACAGUGAUUAAAAAGGUCAAAGAUGCAAAAGAAAGUAAAGCCAGGGAUGAAAAGAAAGCUCCACCUAAAGAGGUGAGGAGACCUAAAAUUGAAAAAAAAGAAGAAAGGGUGAAAAGAGAACAGAAACCUGAAAAGAAAGUAGAGAAAGCCAAGAAAGAAGUGAAGGCAGUGGAAAAAGCAAAGUCUAAAGCCAAGCCAAAAGAGGAGAAACCUGUCAAGAAGGAACCGAAAGAUCAGUUUGAGUUCUGUCGCUAUGUCGUUGACAUGUAUACACAUGAGGAUGUUUCUGCAGGAUUCAAGUCCUCAAUAGUCCCAGAUCCACCUAAAGGAAACUCAACAAUAAAGAAGCCUGCAGGUUCCUUUGUGGAAGGAUUAAAAGCUGCAGUAUCUCCUACUUCAUCUGAAGGAAAUUCAUCACGGAAUUCUGCAGCCCCUGUUGUGAAAGAGUCAAAGCCUGCAGUAACUCCAGCUCCAAACAAGGGAACUCCAACCACAAAGAAAACUGUAGCACCUAUUGUGGAAGAGAAAAGGCCUGUUGCCAAGUCCAAGGAAGAAAAAAAAGACGAACCUAAAAAGAAGCCAAGCAGGGAAGAGAAAAAAACAGCUGAAGCAACAAAAACGUCCACGAAACACUUAAGGAAAGCAGAACCCAAAGUGGAGGAAUCUGCACCACCAAAGGAAACAGUUGAGAAGAAACCUGAGGCAAAACCAAAAGCAGCUCAACACACAGAGGAGACUCCACCUAAAAUAGUAACAGGUAGCCACCAAAGUAAACUGGAAAAAGUAGAAGAGAAGGAUGCUAAACCUGAAAAAGUUGUGAAGAGAGAAGAAAAACUAUCAACCAUUAAAGUAUCUAAAGUGAAAAAAGAACAAACUAAAAGAAAAAAAACAGAAAUUUCCAAAGAAAAGGCCAGGCCUCCACCUCUAAAACACGAACCAGUAGUUGCCAAAGAAAAGGCUAGAACACUUACUCCAAAGAAAGGAACAGAGGUUGCCAAAGAAAAACCCAGACCGUCUCCUCCAAAGAAAGAAUCAGAAGUUGCCAAAGAAAAAGCCCAUCUGAAGAAAGUGUCGGAGGUAAAGAAGGAAGACAAGCUCUCAAAAGGAAUAGAUCAAGAGUCAGAAAAACAAAAGACAAAACCUGCAUCUUCUGCUGAGAAAAAAGAGUCAGAGGCUGUGAAAGUUGAAAAACCAGCCAAGCAAGAAUCGAAGGCUGCAAAAGUUGAAAAACCAGCUCAGCAAGCUUUAAAUGCACUGCCAUGCCAUCUCCGCUCCCUGUAUGCACAUCACGUCAAGAAAGCCAAAGGAAAAGUCACAAAAGAAAAGGCCAAGGAAAUCGUACACACUGCUGAAGCCAAGUUAACCAAAAGCCUUCAUCCACCAAAAGAGCACCCACCAGUAAAAGCUCCCUCAACUCAGCGUGAAGCAAUAAAUCAGGAAAAAGAAACACCUUCUGCCAAAUCAGAGCACCUAGUAGAAGCUCCAGAGACAGGUAAACAUACCGAGGUUGACAAGAAGCCUGCUAAAGAGGAGAAAGUAAAAGAAAAAGAUCUGAAAACAUCAAAGCCCACAAAAGCUGACAAUGAAGAUCCAAGGAAAGGCAAAAGUAGCAUGCGCUACUUCCAAUGUGUCUUUGUCGAUGGAAACAAUGGCCAACACCCUAUCUACCCCUUCACAGCUUUGCAGAGUCCAUCCUUGAAUCCAAAAGCUGCAGAAAAGAAAUCCAGGUCCCCAGGACAUUAGGCCACAGUGAACAAUGCUGAUGUGUUGACAUUGUGUACUACAGCAGCACUUGCCCUGAAGUUUGCAGCAACUACUGCAGUGAUCAAUAUGGAUCAUAUGCAUCUUAAAAGUUAGCAGAGGCUGUAAGGGAACUUGGUGGAUGAACAGUGUUUUUGUUUUCAUAGAAGUUUAGAGCUUCGGGGAGUUCAAUUAUUUGUGCACCCCAUUCCUUUUAAAAUGGCUGUAAUGCUAUGAUUUGUGUUGCAUUUAAAUGUUGAUUCAAGUCAGUGUUCUGUUUAGAAUUGUUCACUGCUAAGAGGAAUCAAUACUGUGUUUUAUCAAGAUGUUUGUCUGUAACUGUGAGUUAUAGUUCAUUAAACACUGCAAAUAAAUUUUAAUAUUACAUGGUUUAGGUUAAAAUACAUCAUAAAGCUAGACAAUAUGAGAUUCCAUUUUGGCAUUAUUACCCAGUCACUAAGCUUGACCCUUAGUGAUUUAUGUUGUUCGUUGGGGCUUCAUUCAGAAAUGUUGAAGCUGUCUGUUUCACUUUAUGUAUGCUUUUGUAAGUAUGUUUGAAUGUGCUACCUUGUGCUUCUUUGAGCCUUAACUGGGUUUCCUGAGUUUCAAGGGUUUCAGAUGCAUCUUUUACAUAACAGAAAUGGGACUGAUAUCCUUGAAUAAUAAAAGCUUUUGAAAAAUUUUAAA
Messenger RNA from Lepisosteus oculatus (spotted gar), 3386 nucleotides. Lineage: Eukaryota; Metazoa; Chordata; Actinopteri; Semionotiformes; Lepisosteidae. The record is from RefSeq and is a predicted model, not a curated record.